GGGAGGAACAGUUGGUAAUUUCCACAUGCAGUGAGUGUGUCAUAAUGCGGAUUGUGGUAGGACCAAAGUGUAGAGAAGUACUCCAGGGAUGCAGAGAGUGAAGAAAAGGAAGUCCCUUACAUCAGAUGUGACAAUGAACCUUUAGGCCAUGGUUAUUUUAUGGAAAUAAGGGGGAAGUGAAACAACACAUCCAUUUUAUGCUUUACCCGACACAAGCAAAACCAACAACGGAUAAUGGACUACAACCAUUAUGGAACAACGGCGACAUAAAUCUUGGACUAGAACAAGCAUGGCUACCACAGGAAGUUUGUCAUCAAACCUCAUUCUUGGACUUCUCUGUCUACUGCUUUAUAUUAACCCCUUAGUGCCUUACUCACUGAAAAACUGCACAUUAGUUUAUCAAGCAAAUCUCUCUACUGCUGUUUCCCUGGACUGUACAAAUAGGAAACUUGUAACUGUCCCUGAUGACAUCCCUAAAGAUGCUUUUUCAGUACAACUUGGAGGCAAUCUCAUUCAGAGAAUUAACCAAAGCGAUUUUUGUGAUAUGUCAAAGAUGGAAAUUCUGAAUCUUGAGUCCAAUAGAAUUGCUUAUGUGGAUGAUGGAUCUUUCACUGAUCUGGUGUCAUUAAAAGUCCUCUGCAUGAGAAAAAACAUACUUACCAACUUGACGAGCAACGUCUUUCAGGGGCUGUCCAACCUUGCUGUCCUUGACCUCUUUUCAAACAAUAUCCAGUUCAUUCAUGACUCAGCUUUUCAGUUUCUGAUCAACUUAGAAACUGUGGAUUUAGGUGGAAAUAUGCUCCAACGAACUGGUGAAAUUCCACCCAUCCUACAACUACCACACAUUCGCACCCUUAGUCUUUUUUACAAUCGAUUUUACUCUUUUGAAACAAAAGAUCUUCCUCAAAAUUUUUCUUCAGGUCUUAAAGAGUUGUAUAUUUCUGGCUUUAACCUUAGAAGUUUCAGCAUCACAACACCAAUCUUUCCUUACCUCCAUAAACUACACCUUUCCAUGUCUGCAGUGGAUGAUGACCAAUGGGAUAUACCUGACAAAGCAUUACUUAAAAAUUUUACAGAGCUGCAUCUUUAUAGACCUCUGUUUUCCAUUGAGGAGACUCAAAAAGUUCUGCAGAGUUUCGACUCGCUGUCUCACCUAAAACUGAAUGUAUUUUUUAGGUGGAUUAAGAAUGGAGUGUUGUCUACUGCCUGUAAAAUACCAACACUAAGAAGGCUAGAUUUGUCCAACACUGAUUUUGACAAUGAUACUCUUAGACUUGCACCAUGCUCUCAGGUCACAGAGCUUGACAUUUCCAUUUGUCUAAUUAGUGAGCUGCCAAAAGGUUUAAUGGACUCAAUGAAGGGACUGCGGUCCCUGAAUGUGAGCUACAACCAACUCACCAAGAUCCCACAUGACAUCAGGAGUCUCUCCUCUCUUGAGAUCUUGAUUAUGAAUGACAAUAUUAUUUCCCAACUUGGAUGUGAGGAUUUUGUGAAGACAACACGUCUUACAGAACUAUAUCUAAAUGGUAACCGCAUUGCCGGACUGAAAAGAUGUGUCAUGGAAAAUCUUAUCAGCUUAAAGCUUUUAAAUCUGAGUGGCAAUCUGCUAGCGACAUUCAGAGCCACCAUCAAAACUGGCCUGCAGAAGCUUGAGGUCUUGGAUAUAAGUCACAACUUUAUAAAAAUUCUUGAAAAUUAUGAUUUACGAGGCUUAAGGUAUCUCAAACAUUUAAAUGUGACAUCAUAUUUUAUGCAAACUGUAAAAUAUAAAACAUUCUUUGGACUAAAGAACCUUAAAUCCCUUUCUGGGUCAUUUCCAGCGGGUGAAAUUAAUCUAAAAAAUUUACCGAAUUUAGAAAAUAUUCAAAUCAACUUCAAUUAUGGUGGACCUUUCAACAUUUCUUACUCAAAAAAAUAUGGAGAUUCCAUACAGAUAAAAUCAUUGAAAGGUCUCUCAGUGGCUUGCAGGUAUGAUCACCAGGGUAUGUUUUUUUACUUGACAGAAAGACUUCUUUCUGACAUGAAAAAUCUGGAAUUUUUCAAAGCUGAGAAUAUUUAUUUGAUGGCUCCAUAUUCAAACACGUUUCAGUUCAAUUACAAGCUGAAGACUCUGAUUUUUGCAGAGACAGAUUUGUCAGAGUUACAUUCCAAACUGUUUCUACCAAUCCCAAACCUGGAGAGUCUUGAUCUCUCUCAGUCUCAGCUGAAGUCAUUGGAUUUUCUUGCGCGGGCCAAUCUCUCUGCACUCAGAUAUCUGAAGCUGACCAGCAAUGAGAUAAAUGUGAUUAACGAGACAGUGUUCCAAACUCUUCCCUCACUAACAUACUUGGACCUGGACAAGAAUCCAUUCACCUGUGAAUGCUCAAAUUCAGAUUUUAUCCAAUGGGCAAAGAACAACAAACAAACACAGGUGGUAAACGCUCAUCAGUAUGUAUGUUCCUUUCCUGUGUCCAAACGAGGAAGCUUGUUACUGGACUUUGAUGUCCAGUCCUGUUGGGAUGAUGGCAGGGUUUUCUACUUCAUUUCCAGCACUUGUCUGGUGGUUCUUACUCUCCUUACAUCCUUCACCUAUAACUUCCUGAGGUGGUAUCUCAUCUACACAUUCCACCUCUUCCUGGCCUUUCUCUAUGACAGCAGGAAGAAGAGGAAGGGAGACCCAUAUCAGUUUGAUGCCUUUGUGUCCUACAACGUCCAUGAUGAGGACUGGGUUUACAGAGAGAUGCUUCCAGUACUGGAGGGACAGCAGGGCUGGAGACUCUGUCUGCACCACAGAGACUUCCAACCAGGUAAACCCAUCAUAGAGAACAUCACUGAUGCCAUUUAUGGCAGCAGGAAGACCAUCUGUGUGAUCAGCCGCAGCUACCUGCAGAGUGAAUGGUGCUCAAGAGAGAUCCAGAUGGCCAGCUAUCGUCUGUUUGAUGAGCAGAAGGACGUGUUAAUCCUUCUGUUUUUGGAGGAGAUCCCCACUCAUCAUCUUUCUCCAUACCACCGCAUGAGGAAGCUGGUAAAGAAGCGCACCUAUCUGAGCUGGCCUCAGGCUGCACAACACCCAGGAGUCUUCUGGCAGAACGUCCAGCGAGCUCUGCAGAGGGGACGCUGUGAACACAGACCUGCUGACUGGACCAACGGGACGCUGAGAGAAGUCUCAGAGCUCUAAGGGCAGUAAAGGUUGAAUAUAGGAAAAGUUGUAAUAAGAAAUAAAAUGUAUAAAACAAUAACACUUUUUAAAAUAAUAUGAAUGCUUAAAGACAAUGGAGCCAUGAAGAUUCACAUCUUAGACUUGUUGCACACCAACACAACAUGAAGAAUUAUGGCUGCUUUCAUAGUCACAUGAAGCUGUCAUUGUUUCUUUAAAAAUAAGAACAAAGAUCCCAUCCUUAGAGUCUCUGUCUCUGGAGAUCAUGUAUCUAUCUAUCUAUCUAUCUAUCUAUCUAUCUAUCUAUCUAUCUAUCUAUCUAUCUAUC
This is a messenger RNA of Girardinichthys multiradiatus, 3464 nucleotides long. RefSeq names its product toll-like receptor 13. Gene Ontology annotation, biological process: toll-like receptor signaling pathway; immune response; inflammatory response. Gene Ontology annotation, molecular function: transmembrane signaling receptor activity; protein binding. Lineage: Eukaryota; Metazoa; Chordata; Actinopteri; Cyprinodontiformes; Goodeidae. The record is from RefSeq and is a predicted model, not a curated record. Gene Ontology annotation, cellular component: membrane.